UACAGCGGAGGAGGAAGAAGCAGAAGAAAGACGAUGUGGUUUAGAGGAGGAGUGAAAUUGAGAGCUUCAGUUCUCCAAGCAUGGAGUGGUAGCAACAACAGUAGUAUAGGGAGAAUGGCCGGUGAGAUAUUCGUUAGGCACAUGUCCCGGAAAUGCGCAGUGAACGUGAGGAAAAUCAACCCGAAGGUGCCGACGCAGGAAGCGUACGCCAUCUCCCAUUCUCUUUAUGAUAUCAUCAAGCUCCAUGGCCCUCUCACCGUCUCCAACACCUGGAUCCAUGCGAAGGACGCUGGUGUUAGUGGAUUAAACAGCAAAACACACAUGAAAAUAAUGCUCAAGUGGAUGAGGGGAAGAAAGAUGCUGAAGCUAUUCUGCAACCAAAUUGGUUCCAACAAGAAAUUUCUGCACUGUACUUUGCCGGAAGAACCUCAAAGUGACCAAUCGAAAACUGCUUCUGAACUAAAACUGCAAACCAAGAAGCCCUUGACUAAGAAGAAGGGGAAGAAGCAAAGAAAAUAAGAUGAGUGGAGAUCCGUUGCCAUUGCUUUUCCUGUUCUUUGGAACUUGUGUGCUUCCUUUUGUACGGAUGCUUCUUUGAGCUACCAUUUCCCAGCAUCAGCUUCAAAAUAACUUAGGUAUUAGGUUCUGAAGCCAGCCCGAAUUCUCCUUACGAAUUCUCCUUACAAGCAUUUACCUAGGAUUUAUUCUGAUAUGGUUUGCGCUGAAAUCGGAUGAUCUAUAAAACUGUGUAAAGAUUUUUCUCUGUUUGAAUUUCUUAGAAUGCAAUGAAACAGUCUGCACAUUUUACUAGAUUUGAUUAUACCAUGUUGGUGGUGUCUAGCAACAUUUUGCAA
This is a messenger RNA of Carica papaya (papaya), 854 nucleotides long. Its product is annotated as tumor necrosis factor receptor family protein. Lineage: Eukaryota; Viridiplantae; Streptophyta; Magnoliopsida; Brassicales; Caricaceae. The record is from RefSeq and is a predicted model, not a curated record.